Molecule: messenger RNA, 1151 nt
Organism: Sinocyclocheilus anshuiensis
Lineage: Eukaryota; Metazoa; Chordata; Actinopteri; Cypriniformes; Cyprinidae
Product: ATP synthase mitochondrial F1 complex assembly factor 2-like
Exons: 6
Coding region: 120-611 (163 amino acids)
Biological process (GO): mitochondrial proton-transporting ATP synthase complex assembly
Cellular component (GO): mitochondrion
Source: RefSeq, a predicted model, not a curated record
CCAUAUCUCAAAUCUUAACUGUUUAAUUGCUCAUCCAGCUCUAAUCUGCUCAAUGUGACUAUAAGACCACCCUUUGCAACACAGCACUUGAUAACCCAACGCAAAGGACAAAAGACCAAAUGAUCUCAGCUGCUCUAAAGUUUUUGGAGACUGACACAAUCUGUUACAGAGUAGAAGAACCUCCAGGUCUUGUAGAACUUCAGAGAAAUGAAUGGGACCCUGUAAUGAACUGGAUAGAACAAAGGUACAAUGUAGUAAUUGGCUCGUCCACCAGUAUAAUGGGCCCUCAAAUCCCAGAGGAGACUAAGGAGACAUUUCGUCAACACCUUAAUUCCUACAAUUUUUGGUCUCUGACAGGGCUUGAGUAUGUGAUCACUCAGCUGAAAUCAUUGGUCUUGUCCUUUGGGCUGAUUGACAGACACCUAAGCGUGGAACAAGCGGUUCUUCUGUCCAGACUUGAGGAAGAAUACCAGAUCCAGCAAUGGGGAAAUGUGGAAUGGGUCCAUGAUUAUGACAUGUAUGAGCUGCGAGCAAGAACAGCUGCUGGUGCAAUGUUUGUGCAUCUGUCUUCUGAACGCACAGCUGUCAAGAGAAAAAUUUUACAGGACUGAUAAGGCCAAAAAGGCACUGUUUGAGACUGAAAAAAUUGGAUUUUUGUUAUCUCUGUCCUGUUUUCCUUUUACAGUAAGCUGCAGUGACACCAGUUACCUAACCAGUAAAAUGCCGUUGCUGUCUAGUUAUGUUUUGAGCAAUAAUAUAGAUGUCUAAGGUCAUGAUAUGUAUUAUUAGUUUCAACAGCUGCCAAAUGGAAAGACUGUACAUACAAAAUCCCAGUAUUUUAAUGUCAAAGAUGUGAAACUGUUUAGCUAAUAUAUGUUGGAAACCAAAAUUACAUUUUGAUAUGUAAUCAUGUGCACAUGUCUGACUGAGGCAUCUCAUUUAUUUUUACUAACCCAGUCUCAUGUUUUUCCAAGCAGUUCCCUUAAGGUCAAAGUCACACAUUAAAAAACAUAUAUGUUUUUAAGUGCAUAGUACGAAAGGGAACUCUGCUACAUAACCAUUAGUAAUAUAUAACAAACCCGCGGUAUAAAGCAAAGUCAGUGGAAUCACUGCUGUCCCUUUAAUUAGCUGGCAUGUCAUUUCAAUUACUG